AUGCAAUUCUCUCCCAUUCUAAUCGCCCUCUUCGCAGGCAUUGCCAUUGCAGGCCCUGUAGUUAUCGAACCUCGCCAGGGCAUAACUGACAAUGCACAGUGUAUCUUAUGCCGCAAGGACUGCUUUUACGGGAGAGGAAACAAUCAAGCCUACAAGGGUUGUUUAAAUACAUGCAACAGGGACCUUGGGUGCAAGCUUACACCUUAA
Molecule: messenger RNA, 207 nt
Organism: Colletotrichum orchidophilum
Lineage: Eukaryota; Fungi; Ascomycota; Sordariomycetes; Glomerellales; Glomerellaceae
Exons: 2
Coding region: 1-207 (68 amino acids)
Source: RefSeq, a predicted model, not a curated record